Molecule: messenger RNA, 2580 nt
Organism: Colletotrichum truncatum
Lineage: Eukaryota; Fungi; Ascomycota; Sordariomycetes; Glomerellales; Glomerellaceae
Source: RefSeq, a predicted model, not a curated record
AUGGCCAUUUGGCCCUUCCGCCGGAGGAGCGGUCGCAAACGCUCGCGAAGCGGCGCAAACCUGUCCGAUGUCGAAGCAGUAGCAGCAGCAGCACCACCACCACCAAGAAAUCUCACCCCUAAGGAUGCCUCACAUGACACUACGGACAGGGCGGCAACGCCGAAGAAACAGCGGCUCGAGCAGCGCCAGCAGUACCAGUACCAGUACCAGUACCAGCACCCCUCCAAGAAGCUGCACAGAGGGCCCCGUACCUACAGCUUCUCCCCCGGUCGCCACGACUCCAUCCGUCUCGCGGGGCAAAAAAGCUCGGGUCCACCGGUACCUGGCCGGCUAACAGGGCCCUUCCCAGCCGACCGAAAUGACGGAGAAGAAAAAGGGGAUCCCGCCUGGCAGCGGGCGCCAACCCUACAUAAUGCACGCCACGGCCAGAAGAAGGCCUCCUCCCGCAGGAAGUCAAGUAAGAGGAGGAGAGCAGAGACGGAUCGCGAGGCGGAAAUCAAGGCCAUGACGAACUUCGCGCCGGUACGGCCGGCGGCAGAGGACUGGACCUCCGGUCGGCCGAUAAGAAAGCAAAGCAAAAGAAUCAAGACGGGCCUCGGCUUCCGCAGGAGCUUCGAAAAUCCAGCAUCCGACGUCUCAUUACCGAUAUCGAUUCACUCGAGCAUGUCAUCCGAGUCCGAGAUGCACUCAUUCCGGGUGUCUGCCCUCGCGGCACUGGCACCGCGACCAACAUUACACUACGCCGUCUCUCCGAAAUGGGCUCCUGGGCAGAGCAGCUCAGGGCAACCCCGCCCGCAUCACCAGAAGAGAAAGGUUUCCGAGAGAGUGCCCGAGUCGGUGGUGAGGGCACACAAGAGGGUGAACAGCUUCGCCGACGACCUCGACGCCGCCGACCUCAGAGAGCUGAUGGAGAGAGACAAUAGAAGGAGAGAAAGAAAGAGGUUACGAGACCAGGAGAAGAUGGAGAAGCGGUUAACAAGAAGGGCAGAGAAGCAGCGUGAAAUGGAAGCGGAGGCGAGGCAUAGCGGCUCGCCACCGCCCAUGAACUUGGAGAGAGGAGUACUGGGCCGUGAAAUGGUGGGCCUGGGAAUUGACGACACAACGUCCGCAGUGGUAACAUACUCGAAGAGACGGGCGUCCAGCUCGUCAUCAUCAUCACAUCGACCGGCCAGGAUAUCGAUCGAGGAGCCGCCGGCGGUAGUGGCGCCUCAAGCAGAGCCUAUGGAGAUUGACCACCACCACCACCACCACCUCGACUUGCACCGAACGUCCAGUAUCCAGCCCGAUGUUCCUCUGUCGGGGCCAUCGCCCGAACCCGUUAUGGAACGUAAGCCAAGCACGAAAUUGACGCCCAAGGGAAGCAUGAGACUGAGACGGAGUUUCCUGCGGUAUAAGAAAUCACGGUCGCGGUCGCCGAACGCACCGGAUGACGAGCACACCGUCUCGCCGCUGUCGUCGAGACAGGACGACAUGAACCCCAAGGCCUCCGAGUCCAGCAGCCGUGCUCGUCUCUCAUUUUCAGCCCUUUUCCGAUGGGGCAACAGGAAGAGGAGAAACUCGGGACCUUCGUCAUUCUCAAAUACUUCGCGCGAGGAGAUGCAAGCCGCCGCAGCCCAUGCACAGACACUGUCUCGGGCGCCGCCGGCGGAGGAAGCACAAACGGUAUCGCAAACGGUACCGCCAACGACUAACUACAUUCCCCGGAAGGUCAGCUCCGGGGUGCCCAAGCGUACCAGGUCUCGCUUCAGAGAAGAUCUGCCAGAGCUCCCCGUCAACGCUCCCGAGCUUCCCCUCAGUCCCCCGGACUCACGCAUGGGGUCGCCGGAAGCGGAAGAGCCCUUACCCGCCGUCUCAGAGGCCAGAACGGUAGAAAACGCCCUCGACGACUCUCCCGCUGUCGUGAGGCACGACACUCCCACCUCUGAAAUCCGCCGCGUCGACGAAAAGAUGGAGAGACUCGAGAAGAUGAGGCAGACACCUACUUCCCUGCGUCACAGCAUCCAGCCCUCGCCCGAGCCCGUCUCGCUGGCGUCCAUCGACUCGGAGGCCUCGUGGCUCUCGGGUCGCAUGAGCAACCGCCGAUCAUCCGGCAUGCGGGCCCGGGCCAGCAUGCAGCGCUUCCAGCAGCGGAACCGAAGCAACUCGGUGUCCGGCAACGACACGGAGGAGGAGCUCGCCGACGACGAGUACCUCUCUAACCUGGCCACGCCUUCGCGCGAGAUGCUCGCUGAUGAGCGCACCCCUCGCAAGUCGACGGGUGACGCAUUCCCCAGCAGCGACGAGGAAGAACUGAUGGACGACGGCGAUGUGAAGUGGGGUUCGGUCGAAAGGCAGCGCACGACACCCGUUGUGCAGCGUCAGAGAAUCAUGAGCCACCAGGGCCAGCUCAACGUGUUUGUGGACGACAGCCAAUCUUCGGGCGACAACUCGGACGGCGAGGCGCCCAAGCUCCAGCGCGCCACGAGCGUGAGCCUCAGCAAGGGCCCCGUCAGGCAUGUGAGCUCGGGAAGCACCAAGAUGCUCGAGGUCUCGCCCCGCACGAGCGUUGACCAGAGGAGGACCAGUGAUGCUGUUUACUAA